UGACACGUUCACAAGAGGAAGGCUGCAAACAGAUCUUCAAGGCCAAGGUUUGAAGAGAUUCUGGUUGUUGAGAUUAUGGUUCUUUGAAGGUGCACUUAGCCCACCUUUUGGAUGAAGGAAAGAAGACAAGGAGCUCUAAGACGAGUAAAAAGCUCACUCUAAAUAAUCAUUCAGAAAUGUUUGCUGAUGCCCUGCCAUCCCUGAGUAAUCAACAGAAAACAUGUGUUGGAAAAACACCCAUCAGUGACUUCACAAAAACACCACAGUCAGACAGACAAUCUACAACUUUUCCAGAGGCACGGGGAAAGGUAGAUACAAGUUCAGCUGAGAAAGUCAGAGGCCUGCCUGAUGUAGUUGUUCCUGAGGAAGCAGGCAGCAGUGCAUGGAGGUACCUGGCAGAACGGCGGCAGGAGCGUCACCACGGAGCAGUGACACAAAUGCAGCAGGAGCUGGACUGCAUUGGCAGGGAGAUGGAAGCCUCUGUUUUGAAUCUUCAAGAAUCCCUUCAGCUUGAAGUGAUGAAAUCAGAUGAAAAGAGUAAACUUCUGUUUGAAAAGAUUGCGUCUGACAUGGCUUUGGAAGGUUUCUCCUAUGAAGGUUUAGAAGAACUCUGGAAUAUGAUCCACGAGGAGUCCUCAAACAGAAGGAAGUGGAUUAGGGCAGUGGAUGAAUCCCUAAAGGAGAUUGAAAGGAGUCGAGCCAUGAAAAUAGCAGAUGUACUCACCAAAUAUACUGUGAAACUGGAGGAAAUUUCCUUCUUCUUGGCAGCUGAUGUUCACAGGCUCAUUAAUGAUAAGGCCAUGAAUAUAAACAGAGCACUGCUGGGUAAUGAGAGGGCAACUGCCAAGCUGCUCUUUAAUCUAAUGAAAUCAGAGCUUGAGAAAGAAAAAAUGCAUCAACUGAAAUGGCAAGAGAGAGUCAAGGACUGGAAGCUCAUCCAAAAGAACUGUGUAGUUCGGAGUUUCAGGGAAUUUAUGGCAAGUGAAGAAAUACAGAAUCCCCCAGCUGUGAAAAUGGAAAUGGAAAACAUGAUAAAGGAGCAGAUUGUACUUAGUGAACAGAGAAUGAGGGUUUUGCAGCACAUUGGUGCCUUGUUGCCUCCAGCUCAUACAAAAUCUGACCUAAAUGAAUGGUACAGAACUCUGGAGAAUUUAAACAAAAGUAUAGACAAACAUAAUGCAGAGUGUGUGGAGAAAAUGCAUGUCCAGUAUGAGCUGGUCCAGGAAAAAUGUCAGGAAAAAGUGCAGACCUGCAAGAUGACCCUGUUGGAUAUGAACAUUUGCACAGCAGAAGAUGUUGAAGUUUUGCAUUCCAACAUGCUUCAGAUGACUGAGAAACUAAAAAAUAGGUUUGAAGAAGAACUGGAGCACAUGGAUAGUGAUUUUAAGGAGAUGCCCAAAUGGCAUGAGCAGCACUGUCAAGGCUUGUACAGCUGUGUUCAGGAGGCCAUGGAUAUCUGGGAUGUUCAUCUACUCCAACUUUCCCAGCAGGAAGAUGUACUUCAGAAGAAAGUAGAUGAAUACAGAUUGGAAAAGGAUAACGUACUACAGGUGCUGAAAGAUAAUCUGGAUACAAAUUUGGAAAAAAUGAAAAUGGCCAGCUGUGAAGAAGAGUUGGAGGAAUAUUUGAAGAGUGCCCUUUCUUCUUUAGAUAAAAUUAGAACGAGGAAUGAGACAUUCAAGCAGAUUGUAAUGAAUGAAGUAAUGGCUUAUCCAAAAGCUGUUUUGUGGGAGUUGAUUUCUUACAGUAUAUCCAUCAGCCAGCAUUUUAGUGUGAAGGAAAUCAUCAAAGAGAACUUGCAAGUCACAACAGACUCCACAGUUCAAGAUCAAGAUAAUACCUCAACAGUCCAAGCAGGGCUCGAGGCAAGGACAUCCCAGCCCAGAGCAGAGCAGGAUGAUCACCUCUCUCAACAGCUGCCAGAAGAUAGGGAUAGGGACAGUUGUGAAAAGUCAGCUGGAGAAAUAGAGCUAACAGAGAAACAGGUGAUCUUGGCACAGGAAAUUGAAAAACCAGAAGAAGAAGAAGAAGAAAAGGAGAGUGUUUCUCAUAAAAGUGAAGAAAAUGAGCAUGCAGAACAGGAGCUAAGCAUUACACAGUAAGUGGCCAAGAGCAGUGAGGGGUAAAGUGCUGAAAUUGCCACAGGGGUUUUUCCCACUGCUAGUGGAAACACUUACACUGUUCUUGGACUUGAACAGACAGGAAAAACUAACAUCACAGGGAGUUAUUUUACAAAAUAUGAAGAAGAAGAAUCACUUCCUAUGUACCUGAAAUAUGUGUUUCUCACGGAAGCCAUGUUUGUUGAACUGAAAGAAAGGAUUCGCCUCUGCUUUUUUGAACACUUGGAGAAAUGGUUUGCAGAAUCCUUGUCCAACUCCUUUGUCCUUGUAGCUGCCAAGAAGGAGGAGCUGAAUUCAAUACUCCUGCUGCAUCUUAAGUUGCAUCAACAAAAGCAGGAGGAGAUACAGACAAAUAUCUACAAUGUUCGAGCUGCGGAGCUGUCACUUCACAAAGAGCACCUUGAGUGCCACUGUGCAAUGCUGGCAGAAAGCCUGGAAAGGGAGAAAGCUGAAUUCCUCAGAUUUUCAGACCAGCUACAGAAGCUCAACACAAACUUCCAUUCCCGAGUCCAAACCUUGGAGUAUGACUUGCUCCACGCUCCUGUGACUGAGCAGUCAGCUUCUUCCAGCAAUAAUCUGGAAUCAGAGCUCUACAACCAGCUGGAAUCAAUCAGGGUUACUGUGAGAAGUUACCAGCAGCACUUGGAGGAAGCUUUUGGAAGAUUAAGGGAUUCCAAUGUGGAUUUUCUCAAAAGUUGCAGAUUAUUUUCAGAGAGUGGUAACUUUGCAUCUGAGGAGGUAAAGUUUUUCAAUGAGUGUCUCCAGAAAGAAAGUAAGCAAAUUGACUUGGUUGAAAGUUCAGUCAAGACAGAUGUGGAGCAAAUAAAAUCGAGCUGCUUGAAUCAGGCUACUGAACUUUUCAAGCAGUGUGGAAAAAAGUUUGCUUCUUUGUCUCUGAGCCGAGCCUUUAUGGAGAAGGUCCAUCAAUAUUUGAGAAAGCUACGACAGCAAAUCAAAUCAGAGGUAGCAAAUUCCAAUUUGCAGUCAGUCACAAUAAAGUCUUACCUGGAAAAGAUUCAGCAGAAGAGAGAUGCUUAUGUUCAUUCUACUGCAGAUAAAGAAGCUUUAACUGCUGAAGAGUUGUAUGCUUUUGCCAGAGAGAUGUUGGAAGAGCUGGAAAAGAGGAGCAAGUAUCUUGACUGUUUUGUAGUAAAAACAAAUAUCCCACCUGCCACUGAGGCCCUCAUCACUGCUGGCACAGAUGGGACAUUGCAGGAGCACUCAGCCACUCCUGACGUGGACUGGAGGUCACAAGGUUCCAUUGCUCCUGCUCUUCCAAGAGACAGUCUCAGUUCUGAGAGCAAAAGGAUGGUGAUGGGACUGGAUCCUGACAAAUUCCCUUUGUUAAAUCCAAGUGGAAUGGGCACAUCAAUAUUUGAUGAUUUGGCAAUAAAAGCUAUUGGAAAUUUAGCUGGAUUUGACCCAUCAAAAAAAUACCGAGACCUAAAUCGGGGGAAAAAGAAUCCAGCAAAGAAGAGGGUAUCUGAUGCACAUUCUCAGAAGUCUUCUAGCAAGAGGUCAUCUCGGGAUGAAACCAAGAGAAAAAAAAGUGAAAAAGGCAGAAAAUCUCUUACCAAGGAUGAGAGAUCCCAGAUAUUUGGAAAGAAGCCUCCAGAGUCUGAUACUUUUAAGGGGAUUAUUAUGAAUAUUCUCUGGAAUGGUAACAACACCUUGCUCUGCCUUGGUGAGGAGUUCUAUGGAGACAAGAAGAAUCCUUACUUGGGAAUGCUUGACGAUCUGCCAGACACAUUUGAACAUUGGGCAGAAAUGAUCAGAGUGAAACUACUGUCAUACCAAAGGCAGACAGAUGAUUACUACAAUUUCUGUCUUGGAGAAUUUCAGGAUCAGCUGAAGUGGUUUGAGGAGGAGCUCUCUUCUGUUUCCCAACUGGUUGUGGAAAGUCUUUUAAAAGAACAUGAGCAAAAGCUCAGCUCUUUUACUGGUCAUAUUCAGCAUCUCUUCAACAGACAGCUGAAAGAUUGGGAAGAUAUGAAGACUACGCACCGGAGAAAAUUGCAUUACUCCCUAGGACACCCAAAUAACUGCCUUCAGAUGGAGGCAUUGUGCCAAGAGGAGAUAAAAAGGCAAAAAGAUCAAACUGAUGGUGUUCACCUUAACACAAAGAUGCUGCAGGAUUGUGCUGCUGAGUGUGCUCAGAGCUUUUUUUCUGCACUGGCUGCCCUGACUGAAAAGCUCCUCUUGGACCUAGAUGAUACCAUCACUGUUGAUGAUGUAAAAGUAGCAGGAACUGAAAUACCCCCUGAGAAGAUGCCAACUUUAAUGUGUCGUAAACAGUCUGAACUUCCUCCAGGAACCUCCCGAGUUCAACAGUCAGUCAGACGAGGAAGGAGGUCUUGGCCAGGAAUACCCGAGACUUCUGUUCCUGACACUCCAGACUAUAUUCUUUGCAGAGGAACUGCAUCAGUUUCAACAGCUAAGACUACCCUGGGCCAUCUGGCAGUGGUGGAUGCAAGACAAGCUGCAUACGAGAAAUACAAAAGUAAAGUUGAACAGCUGUUUGCCCAGAUCAAGGAAGAAAGUGCAGCUCAGCUGCUGGCAAUUCAGCGUUGGAGUGAUUGGUGGGAAGAAUCUGUCCGGAAGAUAAAGAGACUCUACAUCUGAGAUCAGUCCCAUUUUGCUGAACUUUGUUGGUGUAAAUUGACAAAUUUGUAUGAAUGUCACUAAUAUUUUUCCUUUUAUCUUAUUAAUCUGUUGCAUUGAAAGAAGCUACAUUUUGCCUUUUUGUUUGUUUUGCCAUGUUACCACUUGUUUCUUCUUAUGCAGUCUUAAUACUACUACUAUGCUCAUCUUUACAUAACCACCUGGCUUGGCUUACAGUAUUGUCUGGUAUUAUGCACAUGUGUUUGUGCACAUGAACCCUCUGUGCAAGGGCACUUAAAGCAUAUUUAUUAGCAGAGUUUACAGGUUUUGUUGCAGUUUUGCCCCUGAGAGCUGGUUUGGUCUGAAAACUACCCAAGGCAUGAAUGAGAAAACUCCCCAAGGUGUGAAAGAGAACCAUCCCUAACAAAGCACCCUUGCAUCAAGGCCCCUGUGCCCAAGCACCUCUGCACAGACACCUCUGAUUGGAGAUGACCAGCUUGAUAAAGAUACACAUUUUAUAUUGUCUUGGUUAAACAAGCUUUGACUUGCCUACCCUUCCCAUUCCUUGCCUAUCCUCUCCUACCUUGUGUUGCCUACCCGUGCCUAUCACUUUCUUUCAUUGCCAUGCCUUCCCUGCCCCUCCGUUGCCUUGCCUUAUCUAUCCCUCUCUUCCCUUCCCUUCCCCUUCUUUGCCUUGCCCUUCUGUUACCCCUUACUUUCCUUGCCAUGCUUUUCUCCUCCCUUGCCCCAGUCUUUCCUCUCCCUUUUCCCUUUUUUGCCUUGUAUUGACUUGCCCUUCCUAUGCCACUCCCUUGCCUGGCUUUACCUUGCCUCUCUGACUGACCCCUCCUUGCCUUUCCCUGCCUCCAUCUUGCCCCUCCCUUGCCUUGCCUCUCUUGUGUUUUCUCACCUUGCCUCUCCAUUGUGUUACCUUGCUUUUCCUUCCUUUGCCCAUCCCUUACCUUGCCCUUCCUCUGCCUUGCCUAUCCUUGUCCCCCAUGACCGCUCUUGCAUUGCCUGCCCUUGCCCCUCCCUUGCCUUACAUUCACUUUCCUUUCUUUGCCCAUCUCAUGCUCCACUCUUGCCUUACUCCUCUCUUUCCUUUCCCUUGUCUUUCCUUGCCUUGCCCCUUCUUUGUCUUUCCCCUCCCUUGCUUUACCUACCCCUCCAUUGCCCUUUCUUGCCUACCUCUCCCUCGUCUUGCUGUCAUUUUCCUUUCAUUGCCCCUCCCUUGCCUUGUCUUGCUUUGCCUCUGCCUUGCCCCUUCUUUCCUCUCUACUGCCUUGCCUUCCUUCCUCCUCCCUCCAUUAUCCUGCCCUUGCUUUCCUUCCUUUGCCUAUCCCUUGCCUGCCUGACCUCCUCCCUUUAUUUCUUUGCCUUGCCUUAACUUGCUGUUGCCUUCCCCCUCACCUUCAUUCUCUUGCCUGCCCUUGCCCUGUUUUGCCCCUCCCUUGUUCGGCUUUUCCUUACCAUACCUUACCUUG
Molecule: messenger RNA, 6205 nt
Organism: Agelaius phoeniceus (red-winged blackbird)
Lineage: Eukaryota; Metazoa; Chordata; Aves; Passeriformes; Icteridae
Source: RefSeq, a predicted model, not a curated record